AUGCGCGCGCGCGCCUGCCUCGCCUCCCUCGCCCGCUCCGGUGCUACGUGCUUUCUUUGUCAAUGAGGCGCCGCUCUGAGCUGCAGUAGCAUUCGCGGCUGGAGCCGGAGCCCAGCGAUCCAGUUUACCCACAGGGAUAGAGACCCGGGCGCAGGCGGCGGUGGGCGGCACGCUGUAAGAGCCAGGUCCGCGGGUCUCUGUGUCUCGCAGCCUCGCGCUCGAGGUGCAGCAUCCCGCCCCGGGGAGGGGACCGGGGCGCCGCCCGUCCCACCCUCGCUGCACCGUGGGAACCUCCAUGCAAACCCGGUACCCGCGCGCCUGAAGCCGCGGCUCCGUUGAGCCCGCCUCCGACCGAGGCAGGACGAGCGACCAGCUCGCACCUCCUGCCUCCCUCCGACUCCCGGGCCAUGGCCCGAGAUGCCCCGUGAGGAGCGGUGCGCGGAGGGCUGGGCUCCCCGGCUCGGUGUGGAACGAGGCAGCGGCCUGGAUGUAUGAACAGUCCCUAUGGCUCUGCAGGAGGCGAAGCCCCAGGGCCCGAGCAAAGCUGGGCCGGCAGCGCGGGAGCCCAAGCACCGGCCCCGGGAGCGAGGACUCUGCGGGGCGGGCGGGAUCGCCGUGCGUUGCCAGGGCGUGAGAAGCUCCGGAGCCCGCGGGUCCGAGGAUGUGCUGCUGCUGCGGUCGCUGCUGCUGGGACUCUUGCUGCUGGCUGCCCUCUCCGGGCACUGCCGGGCCGACUCGGGGACAGACAAUCUACAGAUACAUGUCACUCCGACCUCAGAGUCCUUUCCCCUUGGGAAAUUGUUACCAAUUUCACCAACAUGGCCUUUUUUGGAAGUCAAGUCUUCCUCAGCAGCAGACAGAAUCAAGAAUGUGCUGGGACAGCCUCCUGACAACACAACCUUGCCGCAGCUAUCCCAGACACCUCUGCCCAAGGCAUACCGUAGGACCAGGGCUCAUGUGGACUUCUCUUCAUCCCUUUAUCAAGGAAGUGGACAUAGCGCCUCCCUGGAUCUUGCCAAGGACCCCACUGAGACUCUGGUCCAAACAAGGCCUGAAGGGGGAAGAGAAGCAGCGGACAUGCCAGGUUUGCCUCGCACCAGCAUGCUUCCCCCAUUACCUACAGCCCCAUCAGCCACCUCCAGCACUACCUCCCCAUCACAGCCCCUGGUAGGGAUGCCUUCCCUUUCAAAGCAUCUGUUGAGGUCAGACAGCUUUCUUCUUCUUCCUCCACCAUCAUCAUCUUCAUUGGCCCCUGAUUCACUGCAUUCCAUCACCCUUCCUAAACCAGUAGAGCAUCCCACCAAAGUGCCUUUGUUUCCCCAAAUGACACCAGCUGACUCCUCUUCAGGUCAGAGCCCAGUUAAUGUCCUAAACCCGUUUAUUCAUAAAACAAACCUCUUUCCAUCCAAAAAUGCCCAGACUUUCAUAGGUACCCCUCUCCUAGACUUUUCUACAUCCUCAACAAAGCAGUACUCUGAGCUGUCCCCAUCAGAGAGUCCCCACUCGGCAGCUUCCUCUACUCCUGGGGUUCUGAGCUCCAUGGCAGAACUGGACCGCCUGUCUCUCCCUUCCCUAGCCCUUGGAGGCCUUCCAGGUGGAACCUCCUCAUGGUCCAUGUUGGAAGAGGCUUCGAGUCCUGUAUCCACCCAACCAGUCCACACAGCGGGGCCUGGCAGAGAGCUCAGUGCGGAAUCAUUGCCCAUUUAUCUACGCACAGUGGCAGCAAGCUAUGAAGCCCAGGCCCCACGUUUCCAGACUGCAGAGUCAGUGAUGACCAGCAGAGAGCUAGCCUCUGUUUCUCCUACAGAUAGUUUUGCCAACUGGCCACAUUUGUCAGAAGUGCCAGAGAAUUCCAGAAAGUCCAUCCUCUCCCCAGAAAACAAACCCUCUUCUCUGGUGCCUCCUCAGCCUCUCAUUACACUCAAGCAAGGGCAAACGGUCCAUUCUGAGGCAGCUCCUGGAUCACCACUGAAGAGGGCAGGCACUCCUCUCUCCCUGCUUACUGUCCUCCUGCCUAAUAAAGAUCAUGCCUCUCCAGCCCCUGCCCCAGAGGCACCCACAUCCAAGGAAGACGACCAUGAUGAGUACCUUUCUGAUGCAGCCACACACCUCCUCUCAAGCAAACUUCCUAAUCCUCCUCCUACAAUUUGGACAUUCCCUCAGCAAAAGGAGGACAAGGCAGCGGCCAUUUUCUGGACAAAUGAAAAGGCAAAUGGGACAGUUUCUCUGUGGGCUCUUCCAACUAAAGAGGCCCCUGGUCAUCGUGCAGUGAAUGGAUCCACCUCUGACUUAAACACAGAUCAUCUCUCACCUCUCAUCAUGACAGCACUAAGAACAGACCUCUCUCCUCCAGGGUCACCUCCAUCAUCCACGCUCACCACACAAGCUCCUUCUCCCCGCUCUUCCAGCACCGAACUGGAGACACUCGCAGCUGUCACAAGCCAGUCGGAGUUGCCAGCUUCAGCUUCCAAACAGGUGACAGCGCUUCCUGCCUCCACCAACAUCCAUGGUCUCCCAACAACGGGAGGCAGGAGAAAGCCAGCAACCACAGAUGUUUUCGGGAGCUUUCUUUCAGCAGAAACUGCAUCCCUCAUCACACAAUCGGGGCUAUCUGGCUUGCAGCAGCAAACAAAUCCUGAUGUAAACACUCAUACAAUUAACUCCGCACACUGGGGAUCUCAUCCAGCUUCAGUGGCUCUUCCCAGCGGCACAACUUCAGCUGCCGAUGCAUUACAAUCUCAGAAUUUCAAAGAGAUUGCUGGGCAGCUGGUGGCUGCAGACAGCUUUAACUUCCAGGACCCAGUCCUUAGUCCUGGAACCGGUCAGCCUCUCCAACCGUCAGAAGAGGCCAUAGUCAAAAGCCACACAGACCUCCAGCCCACAGGCAAGCAUGCCGGAGACUUUGACACAGAGGUGGUUCAUUACUACUCAUCCACAAGUCAACAUCCUAUGACACGGCUGCCCGUCCGGCCGGCCCAUCCUUUUUGGCCAACCUGGCCAAGUUUAGCUUCUGCAGCUAGCCUGCACCAAAUGCUUUCAGACGGAACAGACAUGGGUUCACAAAUUUCCAGUGACAUCUAUCUAUCACCAGGGAAAAAUGGCUCCCCACAAUUCCAGAGUGUCCUGGAAUACCACUCACUUACAGCCUCACCUUCUGUAUCAACCGGUGCCUUUCCCAGGACCCCUUCCAAAGUGCUGCGAACCUCUCGGCGCCCCAAGAAAUGGACAGGUGCAGCCACUAACACAGGUAGUUUGUCUCCUGCUACCCAGAAAACAGUGGAAACCUCAGUGUCCUCCAAGGGAGAACUGUCAGCAACCGCAGCGGCCGCCACCACCACAUUGUUUCUGAGGAAAUCAAGUCCAGCACCACUGUCUGCAGCCCUUACUGCUAAGGGUACUGGCGGCAGCAGCAGCUUAGCCAAGAGCAGCUUGACCACUGCUCUAGCUAAAAAUGUCACCAACAAGGCAGCAUCAGGCCCAAAGGUGACAGCAGGGACCAUCCACACAGCCUUCCCAUUCACACCAACCUACAUGCUUGCCCGGACAGCACACAGCAUGAGCACACACACAGCCAUGCAAGGGGCCACAGGCUCUGUAUCAGGCCUGUUGUCCACAACACACCUCCCCAAGAAGCCACAAGCCAUGCACACUGGUCUCCCUAAUCCUACCAGGCCAGACACACCCAGAGCAUCCACGCCCCGCCCGCUGACAAUCACAGCUGCGCUGACGUCCAUGACAGCAUCAGUAAAGGCCACGAGACUGCCAUCUUUGCAGACAGGAAACACAGAUGCUGCUUUUCCAGCUGUGUCUACUGCCAUGGUCACAACUGGCAGAAUGGCGUCCAACUUGGACUGUCAGAUGUCCCACAAGUUCCUAGUGAAGACAGUUUUCUUCCUAACUCAGAGGAGAAUACAGAGCAGCGAGUCCUUGAAGCUUGGUGUAACCAAAGGGCUCACGCAGGCAUUGCGGAAGGCUUUCCACCAAAACGACGUCUCCGCUCACGUGGACCUUCUGGAAUAUUCUCAUAAUGUCACAGUUGGCUAUUAUGCUACCAAAGGGAGACUGGUGUAUUUGCCAGCUGUGGUGAUGGACGUACUGGGUGUGUACGGAGUCAGCAAUGUCACUGCGGAUCUGAAGCAGCAUACUCCCAACUUACAGUCUGUGGCGGUGCUUGCCUCCCCAUGGAAGCCCCAGCCUGCAGGUGCCUUCCAGCUGAAGACAGUGCUGCAGUUUGUAAGCCAGUCGGACAACAUCCAGUCCUGCAGGUUUGUCCAGACGAUGGAGCAGAGGCUGCAGAAGGCGUUCCAGGAUGCAGAGAGGAAGGUCCUCAACAGCAGGAGCAACCUGACAGUUCAGAUCGUGAGCACGUCCAAUGCCUCCCAAGCCGUCACACUGGUGUAUGCUGUGGGCAAUCAGAGCUCGUUCCUCAACGGCACCGUGGCCAGCAGCCUCCUUAGCCAGCUCUCAGCUGAGCUGGUGGGAUUCUACCUCACCUACCCUCCACUCACCAUCGCUGAACCACUGGAAUAUCCCAACCUCGACACAUCAGAAACAACCAGAGACUACUGGGUCAUCACAGUGCUCCAGGGUGUGGACAACUCGCUGGUGGGCCUGCACAACCAGAGCUUUGCCCGGGUCAUGGAGCAGCGUCUGGCUCAGCUGUUCAUGAUGUCCCAGCAACAGGGCCGGCGUUUUAAACGUGCUACCACCUUGGGGAGCUACACCGUGCAGAUGGUAAAGAUGCAGCGAGUGCCAGGACCAAAGGACCCGGCAGAGCUGACGUACUACACACUGUACAACGGGAAGCCACUGCUGGGGACUGCAGCAGCCAAGAUCCUGAGCACCAUCGACUCCCAGAGGAUGGCCCUGACCCUGCAUCACGUUGUCCUUCUACAAGCUGACCCCGUGGUAAAGAAUCCACCCAACAACCUGUGGAUCAUUGCUGCAGUGCUGGCUCCCAUCGCCGUGGUCACCAUCAUCAUCAUCAUCAUCACUGCUGUGCUCUGUAGGAAGAACAAGAACGACUUCAAGCCGGACACCAUGAUAAACCUCCCUCAGAGAGCAAAGCCCGUGCAAGGCUUUGACUACGCCAAGCAGCAUCUCGGUCAGCAAGGGGCAGAUGAGGAGGUCAUCCCUGUGACUCAGGAAACGGUGGUCCUCCCCAUACCUGUCAGAGAUACACCUCAGGAAAGAGACACGGCUCAGGAUGGCAGCACCAUCAAGACGGCUAAGUCCACUGAAACCAGAAAGAGCAGGUCGCCCAGUGAGAAUGGCUCUGUCAUCAGCAACGAAUCAGGGAAGCCCAGCUCAGGGAGGCGCUCACCCCAGAAUGGAAUGACUCAGCAGAAAGUGACAAAGGAGGAGUCCAGGAAGAGAAAUGUGACAGCAAGUGAUGAAGAGGAGGGAGCAGGUCUCUUUGACAGUGCUGGGAAGGCAGCAGCAGAUCCCUUUGACACAUCUUCUGGAUCCGUGCAGCUCAUUGCUAUCAAACCGUCAGCUCUGCCCGUGGUGCACCCUGCCUCCGAGAGGGGCCAGGAGUCCUCAGCAGCACUCAAUGGCGAGGUGAACAAGGCUCUGAAGCAGAAAUCAGACAUUGAGCACUACCGGAACAAGCUGCGCCUGAAAGCCAAGAGGAAGGGGUAUUAUGACUUCCCCCCAGUGGAAGCAAGCAAAGGCCUGACAGAAAGGAAGAUGUAUGAGAAAGCCCCAAAAGAAAUGGAGCAUGUUUUGGACCCAGACCCAGAACUGUGUGCUCCCUUUGCAGAGUCUAAAAACAGGCAACAGAUGAAGAACUCUGUCUACCGAAGCCGGCAGUCUCUGAAUAGCCCGAGUCCUGGAGAAACCGAGAUGGACCUUCUGGUCACACGCGAGCGACCCCGGCGUGGAAUCCGGAACAGUGGAUACGACACUGAGCCCGAGAUCAUAGAAGAGACCAAUGUGGACAGAGUCCAUGAGCCCCGGGGCUACAGCAGGGCACGGCAGGUGAAGGGCCAUUCAGAGACCUCCACACUGAGCUCGCAGCCUUCCAUCGAUGAAGUCCGGCAACAGAUGCACAUGCUUCUGGAGGAAGCCUUCAGCCUAGCAUCUGCUGGCCAUGCAGGCCAGAGCCGGCACCAGGAGGCCUAUGGCUCCACUCAGCACCUGCCAUACUCAGAGGUAGUGACCAGUGCUCCAGGGACCAUGACAAGACCCAGGGCUGGAGUGCAAUGGGUGCCCACCUACCGACCAGAAAUGUACCAGUACAGUCUGCCCCGGCCGGCUUACAGGUUCUCCCAGCUUCCCGAAAUGGUCAUGGGCUCUCCCCCACCACCUGUUCCUCCCCGAACAGGCCCUGUGGCCGUGGCUUCCCUCAGACGGUCCACCUCAGACAUUGGCAGCAAGACCCGGAUGGCGGAGUCCACGGGACCUGAGCCCACCCAGUUGCAUGACAGUGCCUCAUUUGCCCAGGUGUCCAGAGGUCCCGUGUCCAUGACGCAGUUGGAUCAAUCGGCUUUAAAUUACUCAGGUAACACGGUGCCAGCGGUGUUUGCCAUCCCAGCUGCCAACAGACCUGGCUUCACCGGCUACUUCAUUCCAACACCACCCACCUCCUACAGGAGCCAGGCCUGGAUGUCCUAUGCAGGAGAGAAUGAGCUCUCGAGCCAGUGGGCUGAUUCGGUCCCUCUUCCUGGAUACAUCGAGGCCUACCCCCGGUCACGUUAUCAACAGAGCUCUCCUUCCAGGCUCCCUCGCCAGUAUAGCCAGCCAACCAACCUUCACCCCAGCCUAGAGCAGGCCCCUGUCCCCUCUGCAGCUGCCUCACAGCAAAGCCUGACAGAAAAUGAGCCUCCAGACACUCCGUUGACUAACAUCUCCACUGCAGCCCUUGUGAAGGCUAUCCGAGAGGAAGUAGCCAAGUUGGCCAAGAAGCAGACAGACAUGUUUGAGUUCCAGGUCUAAAGCCUCAACUCUGACGGGAUCUGCACUUGAAGACUGUGAGGCAGCCAACAGGCUUUGAGUUCCUCUCCCCUAGUGUGUGGAGGCUCUGGAUAAGAAAUAACAAUAGACAUGGUCUUUCGCACCCUCGGAUUCUAAAAGAGUCAACAGUGGGGCUGCUGGAAAACAGGAAACCUGUGAACGACUAGAUUCUGACUUCUGCAGCCAAUUGUGGGUCAACAAGUCCCUAAUGGGGACCCUGUGCUUGAUAUUCUGUUGGGCUGAAUGUUUAGACUGUGGGUGGAAUGUCCCGAAGGAGCCCUAGUCGUGAGAGGCACUGGCUAGCCUGCAGGUUCCUGUCCAACGUCCCAUUUUCAUAAAUCACCAGAAGGGAGAGAAUGCCGCUCUGUCUUCAAUGACCUCUGCAUGUUCUCUUUCUGUGUUAAAGGCAACACAGGAGUGUGAUUAACCACCAGAAUGUACUCUCACAUUGAGCCAUGACCGUGAUCACUUUAAAAAAGAAAAAAAAAAUCACCUCUAGUCUGUAAGGGAGGUACUGACUCUCCAGCCAAGACACUUGAUUCUCUUGGCUUUUAAAGGCUCAUGUUCAAAGUCAAAUGAAUUGGAUGGAAAUCCAUUCCAAUGGCUGUGCCUAUAAAUAGUCCUGACUCCUUUUCUCCCCCACCUGUUAAUUAAAGGCCAAGAGAGAGAGACAAUGAGCCAGAAUGGCAGACUUGUGUUGACGGGCUGUUUAAAGGGGGCUGUCAUUUUGGAAAUAAAGUCUCCUGCCAAUCGGUAUCCAAAUGAAAGAGAAUCGGUGCUAAGAGGCUUGGGAGCCUACACAAGAGAAGCAGUUGUUUGUGCAGGUUUCGCUUUGUCCAUACUGAGGAUGGCUUGAGAACCUGGCCAUUGGAGGGAAUAAUAGAUACAUCAACUUUAACACGAUCUGUCUCCUACACAGUGACGUUCAGCAUGCAUUGCUGAGUGAUAUGAAGCCGACCAUGAACAGGAAAGGUGGAUGAUCCACAGUCCUCCAAGCUGCAGCCUCUGUUCCUAGAAACUUCUGAAUGUAGGAAAUCUUAUCUGAAAUUAAGGCAUCUUUUUAAAAGUCUGUGGAGUUCCUCAGUUCCCCAUAGUGGACGGACAGACAGAAGCGGGAGGACAUUUGCUGAGACAGCAGGGAUGCUGCCUUUGGGGAUUGAUGUCCCUGGUCUCUCAGCCUACAGAGUCCUGGGUGGAAGCACUGCCUUGGAGCUCUGGGGUACCAGCCACAGAUGACCCCUCCUGUGCGGAUAAAACUGAUUUGGGGUACCGGAAGGAAAGGAAACCCUAAGUUUCCACCCUAGCUUUGGGAGCCAUAUAUGGUAUCAGUGGGCCAGUUUGGUGUGUAUUGGGGAACACGGUCCUACCCCGCCUUCACCCAUGACCCAUCUCGCUUCCGCUGUACCCAUGACCCUCCUAAUCCAUCUCUGCAUUGUCUUCACGAGUUUCUUUGGUUUUUACUGAAGGAAGAGAGAGAGUAGGAUUGGAACUGAUUAGAACGGAAGAUUAAAACUGUUGAAGCACAGAACUUCCCCAAGAGUUGUUUUUAUUUCCCUAUGGCAAACUGUCCUUUCUGGAAUGUUCAGAGAUGAUAAUGUCGUGGAAUCCCCAGACAAGUCUCUUGUGGGGAUGAUGUUAGGUAGUGCCCUUUUAGUAUGCUGGUUGAUCUUUCAUAGUGUUAGUCUUUUGUUACUUAAUAAGAAAUCAGCUAUAAAUAAAAUGUAUUUUUGUAAUUUCCAUGUGUAUAUAUGGUAUAUUUCUACCAAUGGCCAGUUAUAGUCCAAAUCCGAAAUCAGCUUGCAGAACACUGUGGCCGGUGCAAGAUUUUACUGACAGACUAACAUGAUGCCUAAACCCAGCCACACAGGCAUUUGAUGCACUUGAAUGAACAAAGAGCCAAAGAAACUCAGCCUUUUCAUGCAAAUGGUGUAAGACUGAUAUCGCCAGCUAUAUCGCUCCACUUUAUCAAUAAUACCAGCUUUCCAUCAGUGCGGCGUAUCAACACAGGACUUUGUGGACUUGGCAAAUGCUUGGAAUGUGAGAAAGAAGUUUCUAGACCAUAGAAUACGUAUGCUUGAAAAAGACAGUGUCUAAGCUUUGGGCUCCAAUAACUUCCAGAAAGUUCAUGAGUCUAGAGUUGACAGUGGUGUGGCUCCAGAUUACUAGGAAGUUGAAGCUGCCACUCGCUGGAGUCUUGGCAGAACCCCAUGAAAUGUUUAGUUCAUGGGGUCAAUUAAAAUAGAGCAUGGUAAAUCAGAUGCCCUUUUCAAAUAGACACUAAGGGUUCAAGAAGUCUAUGCAAAGAAAACCUUAAAUUUAUGAAAAAAUGAAUAUGCUCAUGGUUUUCUACCAUGAUUAAAGCCUCCUAGGACUAAGAUGUUGUUCCUUUCUCUAAAGAGUCUCCUAAUCACAUAGAGGUGAUAGGUCCCGGGAUAGGAGACUCUGAGAAGUUCAGGUGGUUAAAAUCACGCGAUAUAAAAAUGAGAUGAGGUUCCACGGGAGACCAGAGGAGGCAGCAGUGAGCUCAGAUCAUCAUGACUUCCAGACAGUCACAGAAGCCAUAGAGCAGCUCAGUAGUUAGCAAAGAGGAAGCCAAAUUCCAGACAAGUGCAGGGUUGAGCCCAAGCCUGCUGACUCAUGCCCCAGCCUGCUCUCCAUUUCACCACACUGCCUGUACACUUGCUGAGGACACAUUUCUUUAACUGUGCCCAGAAAUUAAAAAAAAAA
This is a messenger RNA of Mastomys coucha (southern multimammate mouse), 9684 nucleotides long. Its product is annotated as KIAA1549 like. The coding region runs from base 505 to 6939 and encodes 2144 amino acids. NCBI's taxonomy places the organism in Eukaryota, Metazoa, Chordata, Mammalia, Rodentia, Muridae. The transcript has 21 exons. The record is from RefSeq and is a predicted model, not a curated record.